AGUCUUCAGUCUUCAGUUUUCAUUUAGUCUUCAGUCUUCGUUUUGUUUUCUACAACAAGAACCUCUUAAUUUCUCUCUCUCUCUCUCUCUCUCUCUCUCGUACCCUAAGCCCUAUAAUAGUCCGAUGCAGCUUUCACCGAGUCUGAUGCCAUUAAUUUCUUCACAUAAUCUCUCACUCUCAGCCUGCUGCUGACGCUGAAUCAUAAAAGCUAGAGAUGAAAUUGAGGCCCAUGACCAUGGCACCGGGAGAAAGAAUCAUGUACAUGAAGGGUGUGAUUCUAUUUCUUCCCUUGCUGCUCUGCUUUCUCACCAGCUUCAUCCCCACUGUGUUUGGCUCCCCCAGGAUAUACAAUAUUUGCACCAACACAACCGCUUACACUUCCAACAGUGCCUUCGGAGCCAACCUCAACACCCUCCUGUUCGCUCUCUCCAACGCCACCACCGCCACCGGCUUCUACAACUCCACCGCCGGAAACAGCUCCUCCGACCGAGUCUACGGCCUCUUCCUCUGCCGCGGCGAUGUCUCACCCCAAGCCUGCCGACAGUGCGUGGCGAAUGCUAGCGUAGACCUAGUGAAGCUGUGCCCAACUCAGAGAGAAGCCAUCGUUUGGUAUGACGAUUGCUUGCUCCGGUACUCGAACCAGUCCGUCUUCUCCAAUCAGGGCCUAGUUUACUUGUACAGUAAAGAGGACAUUGGCAGCUCGAGCCAAACCCAGUUCCAGCAGGUCUUGGACGAAACCAUGGGCGAUCUAGCUAACCAGGCUGCAAGAAAUCUAUCGGGGAGGAAGUUUGCGACUAAAGAAGCCAAUUUCGGUGGAGAUCAGAAGCUAUAUACGCUUGCACAGUGCACGGCAGAUUUGUCUAUUUCUGCUUGCAACUCUUGCCUCGCCGAUGCUAUCUCCGGACUCUCCACUUGUUGCGAGUGGAAGCAAGGAGGAAGAGUUAUUAAGUCCAGUUGCAACGUCAGGUAUGAGAUUUACCCCUUCUACUACCUCAACGCCACUGCAUCGGCGCCCGCACCGGGCAUUCCUCCUAGUCCUCUGGCUCCGGCGAACAGUCCAGGUAAACUCCAAAACAACAACGUCAAUAUUAUUUACACAACAGUCCAUCUUGUAGUUUGCUGCUCUGCCAUCUUCCGAAAGAUCUCACAAGUGAAGUGA
This is a messenger RNA of Diospyros lotus (date-plum), 1160 nucleotides long. Its product is annotated as cysteine-rich receptor-like protein kinase 25. The transcript has a single exon. Bases 216 to 1160 code for a protein of 314 amino acids. NCBI's taxonomy places the organism in Eukaryota, Viridiplantae, Streptophyta, Magnoliopsida, Ericales, Ebenaceae. The record is from RefSeq and is a predicted model, not a curated record.